Camponotus floridanus (Florida carpenter ant) is the source of this 470-nucleotide messenger RNA. Its product is annotated as tyrosine-protein kinase transmembrane receptor Ror-like. Gene Ontology annotation, biological process: cell surface receptor protein tyrosine kinase signaling pathway; protein phosphorylation; multicellular organism development. The transcript is spliced from 2 exons. Lineage: Eukaryota; Metazoa; Arthropoda; Insecta; Hymenoptera; Formicidae. Gene Ontology annotation, cellular component: signaling receptor complex. The coding region runs from base 60 to 440 and encodes 126 amino acids. The record is from RefSeq and is a predicted model, not a curated record. Gene Ontology annotation, molecular function: ATP binding; transmembrane receptor protein tyrosine kinase activity.
CUUCGAGAAAUCGCGAGAAUCGUGUCAUUAAAAUUGGAGAUUUUGGACUAGCUAGAAAUAUGUACACGGAUGAUUAUUAUCGCAUGAAAGAAGAAAAUUUGCUUCCUGUUCGCUGGAUGGCACCGGAAUCUUUGGUAUUCGGCACAUUUACUUCUCAAAGCGAAGUUUGGUCAUUUGGUGUUUUAAUGUGGGAAAUCACAUCGUUGGGUGAGCAACCUUAUAUUGGCAAGUCUAAUGAAGAAGUGAUAAAUUAUGUACGUGCUGGAGACAGAUUGCCGAUGCCUCUUAACUGUCCGACAAUAUUGUACCAGUUGAUGCUACGUUGCUGGCGUACAGCGGGUGCUAGGCCAAAUUUCAAAUUAUGUUUGAAAACUAUUAUAGCAUUAAGAAAGAACAUAGAAGAUGCCUUACUGAUUGUGAGUCCAGUCGACACUAUUUAGCCGAUAUAAUGAAAUUAAUGUUUAUCUUCA